UGCGCUGGGGUGUGUGUGUCUGAGCGGCUUUUACCAUGUGAAAAGAAGAAUCUAACGGAGUAACGUGAAGGUUUACACCAAGAAACUACAGAGUAAAGUUUUUACCGAGGACGAGAGUCGUUGGAAGAAGAGAAGUUGGCGAAUUCGCUCCAGAGGCCUGAGUGCCAUGCCAGAGGGGUCCCAUUCUGCUCUCCACCAGGGCCCAAUGGGGGAAGAAUCUCUUCAGUUGUCCUCGCCCCUCUUCACCAGUGAACAUGACCAGGCAAACAUUGACUUGGGCCCAGACUGUUACAGCCAGCUAUGUGUGGAGCCACUGGACGGAGAGGGUGAACGUCCAGUGAGCCUGGUGUCCACCCUGUCCUCUGGCUCAUCCCGCGAUAGUCGCAGCCUUUUUGGAAGCACCAUUGCUCUUCCUUCCUCUACCACCCCACCUAUACCGUGCGAGGAGGACAUAGACUUGGAGCUGAGCCCAGCUGAAGGUACCGGAGAGCAGGCUGGAGACCAGAGUCCCACCCUCACAAGCUCCAGGGUCCACUGGCAGGAACGGCUGGAGCCCAGGGUGAUCGGCAACCAGUGGAACAAUAACAACGCCGCCUCCAACAGGAAGGGAAGUGCUCAAAUACGUCACAUCCCUGCAUUGCCUGUCGUCACAGACACCAUGGCACCUAACCCAAAGUUGACCUAUGUGGACCGUGUUGUCAUGGAGAUCAUUGAGACAGAGCGCAUGUAUGUCAAGGACCUGCGCAGCAUUGUGGAGGACUAUUUGGCUCACAUCAUCGAUAUGAGCAACCUUCCCAUACGGCCAGAACAAGUGUGUGCCCUGUUUGGAAACAUAGAGGACAUCUAUGAGUUCAACAGUGAACUGUUGCAGUCUUUGGACAUGUGUGAGAACGACCCUGUGGCCAUUGCUAGGUGCUUUGUAGACAAGAGUGAAUACUUUGAAAUCUACACUCAGUAUUGCACCAAUUAUCCCAACUCAGUGGCAGCCCUGACCGACUGCAUGAGGAGUAAAACUUUAGCCAAGUUCUUCAGGGAUCGACAGGCUGCUCUGAAGCGCUCCCUCCCUUUAGGCUCCUACUUGCUUAAGCCAGUUCAGAGGAUCCUGAAAUAUCACCUGCUGCUGCAGGAAAUUGCAAAGCACUUUGACCCAGACGAGGAGGGCUAUGAGGUAGUUCAAGAAGCCAUAGACACCAUGACAGGAGUGGCCUGGUACAUCAACGAUAUGAAGAGGAAACACGAACAUGCUGUUAGAGUGCAGGAGAUACAGUCUCUUCUGAUCAACUGGAAGGGUCCUGACCUGACCACCUAUGGAGAGCUGGUGCUGGAGGGCACCUUUCAUGUCCUGAGGGCAAAGAACACCCGUACACUCUUCCUCUUCGAAAAGAUGCUCCUCAUUACCAAGAAAAGAGGGGAACACUAUGUCUACAAGAUCCACAUCUUGUGCUCUACCCUUAUGCUACUUGACAGUGCCAAGGAUCCCCUGCUCUUCAGUGUCAUCCAUUUCAAGCAUCCCAAGCAACCCCAUACAGUGCAGGCCAAGUCAGUAGAAGAGAAGCGUCUCUGGGCCCAUCACAUUAAGAGGCUCAUUCUUGAGAACCACAACACCAUCGUCCCCCAGAAGGCAAAAGAAGCCAUCGUGGACAAUUCAAACUAUCCAGGGAAGUACCACUAUAGUCCUGAGAGACUGAAGAAAGAGUCCUGCCAGAUGGACGACUUCCAUCUUGGAGGACGAAAGGGGAGAAGGAGAUCGGAGCCUGCAAAACAAAUCAUAAGGAGCACAAAAGCUGUUUUGAAGGAUGAUCAGAACACAGAUACAGCGGCUGAAGUGAAAACUACACUAAGUGAGGAGGCAGAAACUCACAGGCAAGAGGAACAAUAUGUGGCUGUGGCUGUGAAAGAAGCUCUCACUACACAGGUCAAUGUGGAGGAGCUGUGCCCUCUAGACUGUGUCUCUCAAGCAAAGAAAAGCGAUCAGCUGGAGUUGCAUUACUCCCAAUGUCCUGAGUCUCCUGUCUCCCCUGCCCAACAAGACGCUGACACCCUAGAACCUCAGGAUACUUCUAAAGAAACUGGAGAGGAAGAAGAAGCAGGGAGUGAUUCCUCCGGUCUCCAAGUGGAGGAGACGAGUGUGUUGACGAAUGGAGAGCUCUCAGAGGAGGAAGAGGAUGUGUUGGAGCAUAAAAGCAUCCUACCUUCGUCUGUGUUGGACCAGGCCAGUGUGAUAGCUGAGCGCUUCAUCAGCAGCUUGUCCAGACGGAGCAGUCUGGUUUCAGAGGACCUGGGUUCCCUCGCCUGCCCCUCACCUUCAACAGAUAACGACCUCUUCAAAAGCCCCUCGGCCUGCAUGGACUUGGAGAAACAGACACAAAUGUUGGCCAGCUCUACCCCAGAGCCUCAGGAGACCUCAGAGGCCAAUCUGUCAACACCUGCACACGAACCUGCGCUGGACGCUCUCAUCGAAGGAGAACGCAGGUCCACUCUCUCCAAACAAGAUCGCCUCCUCAUCCACAAGAUCAGGAGAUACUACGAGCAUGCUGAGCACCAGGAUGCUAACUUCAGCAUUAAGCGCAGGGAAAGUCUCUCCUAUAUCCCAGCAGGUCUGGUCAGGUACCUGAGCAGACAGCUGAACAGUGUCCCUCAGGAGCAGGCGGCCCCAGUCCACAGGAAAGGCCUCUCUCGGAACCGCCCCACUUCCUGGUCUGUGUUUGACCUUCCUGGAUUAGAAAAGAGUCGAAACACUGAAACUCGUCAGAAAAGUGAACCGCAGAGAGCAAAGGAAGCCAAGACCAGAUCUCAGAGCUUUUCUGAAGCCUUGACCACAGAAGAAGAAUUCAGACCUUCAUCAGACAUGCUCAAGGUUUGGCAAGACAUGGAGAUGGAGGAGGAGAGCCAGGAAGUCCAGGAGAUUGAAGAGGAGGAAGUUGAUGACUCAAGAUUAGAGGCAACACAGGGCAACGGCUUAGAUGUUAAAACCAGCAAACAAUCACCUCAGAUUUUAGAGGAGUCUGAAAUAAGCACUGCCUCAGAUAGCUCCUCCAUCUCAUCACCCAACACAUCCUCUCCAGCAGUAGAGGGAGGAUCUGGAGAGGACCCUGAGCCAAGUAAUGCCACUAUGUCACAAGAGAAGAACCAUGUCAACCACGACCAGCUACCUAAGCUCAUUAGCCUCCGAACGAGUGUGGACGAGGACCAGAUCCUGCAAGACAUGGGAAAGAUGAAAAAUAAGGUGUUCCAGCUGGCUCGUCAGUACAGCCAGCGCAUCAAAAAUAACAGACCUAUUGUCUGGCAGAGGAACCGAGAAACUGCAAAUCAACAGGGCUCCAAGAACCUGCCUGCUGUCCAUGAGGAGAGGAUGCAGCUGAGGAAAAAGGGUAAACCCAGCGUGAGAUUGCCCUUAAUCGCUUGUGAUGAGAUGGUCAUCCAUGAAGUGCGUUCUCCAAGCCCAGUCCGGACCCCCAGCUCUGGUGCCAGCUCCCAGAGCACAGUCACUUGCCCACAAAGCCCACAGUCAGAGACCUUCUACUGGCCCGACAUGCAGGAGCUGCGCUCCAAAUACAUAGGGCCCUCCCACUUCUCCAAAGUAACCCGGAGCUGCACAACCGGGAUGUUAGAGUGCUGUGCGAACAUGUAUAAUGGCUGCUCACACAAGUGCAAUAGCUCCUUAGACCUUCACAAAGCUCUGACAGACUGUCCUAGGACACAGUCUGCAGUAGAGGACUGGUCCCAGCCCCAGCCCCGGUUUCAGCCCCUGCUGUGCAGAUGGAGCUCCUUGGACCACAUGCUCGGGUCUCUUCCCCUCAAUGAAGUACAGAACCUUCAGGAACCUGUGAGGACCUGCUACACAGCGGGCAAACUCCACGAUGGGGACAUCCUCUCCCAGGAUGAUCUAGACUGUGCAGCAAAUUCUGCUGUCGGGAGUUCAGGGAAGACGUCUGAAAGUAAUCUAGUGAAAAGCUUACGGGAGAAGUUCCAGAGCUUAAGCACGAGCUCGUAAAACAUGUGAAUUAUGUACAUUUCUAUUAUCAGGAACUAUCAUGUGGAAACAUUAUCUGCCAAUUAUCUGAUGCUUCUCAACGUCCCUUUUUCCUCUUUUCUCCUCUAAAAGAAUGCAAAUUAUUGUCUGCACAAUGUUUUUAAUACGGGGGACAUUUGGUGAUUAUUUGUUUUGUUACUACAAGUUUAACAUGAAAGGGAUAUUAUUGGUUAUUGAUUAGGGUAAUGAGGGGAAAGCAUAUUGUCUUUAAAAAGGUGUGUUGCAUUAUUUGUACAUUGGGUAUUUGUCUGCACUGUACAAUACAAAGUUUAUGUAAAAUGUGUAUAUAGUCCCUUGUAUCAAUAGGUCCUACUUUAUUAUUACAUGCAUCUAUUUGGGUCCCACCCACUGUUGAGGUUCUUGCUAUAAUCACUAUAGCACUGCUUUAACCAUGUUAACUGUCAACUGUAUUUCCAGGGAGCAAAAAGGAGCUAAGCAAACCCACACUGAUCUUUUAUCCACAUGAAUACUGCCGUCUCAUUGACGAGGGAGCUCUGCUGUCAGCAGAGUCUCUGACCGAACACCAAAGAGAGUUUCCUUUUAACAUUUGUCGACUUUUAUUGCAUGUGGUCACAGCAGUAACUUGCUUCCACGUUUACUGUAGCUGCUUCUAAAACUGUUUUCACAUAUUGUAUCACAGGAGCUUUAUUUUUCUCAACAUGUUGUUUAUUUUCUUGAAUAUUAUUUAUGAAACUGUACAUUUGGGAGAGAUUUGCCUCAUGUAAAUACUGAACAGUAGCAACCCUUUUUACUUCUCAGUUCCAGAAAAUAUAUUGUUUCAUACUUGAAGUUUCCCAUAUUUUCAAUAAAAACAGAAAUGGUAA
Messenger RNA from Seriola dumerili (greater amberjack), 4857 nucleotides. Its product is annotated as pleckstrin homology domain-containing family G member 3-like. The coding region runs from base 167 to 3994 and encodes 1275 amino acids. The transcript has 18 exons. Gene Ontology annotation, molecular function: guanyl-nucleotide exchange factor activity. The record is from RefSeq and is a predicted model, not a curated record. NCBI's taxonomy places the organism in Eukaryota, Metazoa, Chordata, Actinopteri, Carangiformes, Carangidae.